AUGGCAACGGCACACUGUACGGAGGUAGCAAAACCUGUGGUGUCGCUCUACUUUGCGAGUAUGACGGCUAAAGAGGUGAGCAAGAACAUGAACAAGCAGCACGGUGUACGAAGGGAGCCCCGAAGCAGUGGUGAAGGUAUCAAACUACGUAAACUUGCUGUAGAUGAAAGUAGCGCGAUGCGGUCACUGAUGAAACGUGCAGCUCCCGUUUUUGCACCCCGUUGCGGCAUGCUGCGCCCGGACAAAGAUGAUCUAAUGGAAAAGGAAAGGGAAAGGGAUCGAGAGAAAAGUCCUUUCGAAGAGCUGCUGGAAAGAGGAAUUGAGGAAGGAAUAGCAAAAAUUCAAUACAUAUCAAAACUCUCACCUGAGUCGGGGGAUGCAGUGAGGAAAGGGGAAGAUGAUACCGAUACCUCCAGUGAGACGCCGAGUUCCCCAACAACAAACAGUCUGUACAAGCAGGCCCUUGAAGUGUGGACGGAGGAGGAGUCUGCGCAGGGGUGCGUGGAUAGCGGCACUCAUUCCUUUCACACAAGUCACUCACUGGUUAGCGCCUUGGACAGGGGUCGCUUCCCGUUGGAUGCAAACUUAACGGUGACGAGGGCUGUAAAGAGAGUUGAAGAGGAUCUAAAGAACAGCAGCAGCGACGGUAAUCACUCCACCCCCGGGAAAGCAGCACUGCCUCCCACAGUUAAGGGCAAGCCUGGGUCACGCUUAACCCUUUUAGACCGGCUGCGUAAGAUCCCAGUUAGGAGUUGGGAUCUGCUUUACAACAUAACAACCUCGCCAGACACCACUGACAGCAGGAAGCACGGGAGGAAAUACUAUAUGGAACAAGGUCCCCUGCUACCUAAAAAGUGGCGUCAUCGAUUCGACUACGUCAAUUACAAGCAACAGUUCCAGCUAGAUGAAUCACUUUGCACUAGAGAUGUGUGUCGCAAUAUGGUAAUAAGGCACGAGAAGCGUUCGUCGCUUAAACCCCCUAUGGCUGCACUUGCUGAUGUGUUUGAACAACAAGACUCAGCGAAGUGCCGGCACGCGAAACACCGGAAAAAUCCGAGGAACGAUGACGCCAUGUGGUGUUCCGUUUGGGGAAGGCGAGCCAAUGAAAUUGCCCUUGAACGCCAGCGUGAACGCAUUAUCAAUGCUGUUAAAGAAUUUAAACUUUGUGUAGAGGCCGCAAAUCUCUCACGUGUAGCUGUGGGCAGACUUCAGAAGGAUCUUAUCAAAGUGAUACAAGAGUGGCCAUCAGACUACCGGAAGCGUCACAUCUUUACAACAGCAAACUUUGAGGAGUGGGUGAAAACUCGCUGCGCUGCGCCGUCGGCGGGUGAGUCUAGCAAGGCGGCACACUUGGCGGAGUCAAUGGCCUCCACUGCAGAGGCCUCAUUUGUAGAAUAUGUGCUCACCAUUUUGCCCCCAGGACAGCAGACUAGGCCAGGAACGAGAUAG
Molecule: messenger RNA, 1449 nt
Organism: Trypanosoma brucei brucei TREU927
Lineage: Eukaryota; Euglenozoa; Kinetoplastea; Trypanosomatida; Trypanosomatidae
Exons: 1
Coding region: 1-1449 (482 amino acids)
Source: RefSeq, a predicted model, not a curated record